Camelus dromedarius (Arabian camel) is the source of this 2192-nucleotide messenger RNA. It is a transcript of the gene KRT23, whose product is annotated as keratin 23. The record is from RefSeq and is a predicted model, not a curated record. Gene Ontology annotation, molecular function: structural molecule activity. NCBI's taxonomy places the organism in Eukaryota, Metazoa, Chordata, Mammalia, Artiodactyla, Camelidae. The transcript has 8 exons. Gene Ontology annotation, cellular component: cytoskeleton. Bases 185 to 1447 code for a protein of 420 amino acids.
CUUUGGGAUUGACCAAGAGGAAACACAUGUUGCACAAUGACAGGAUCUUGUUGGUACAGUUGUCAGAGAAGGGAACUCCCACGGCAAAGGGCAUAAAACCAUCCAGGGCAGUCUGGGGCGGCUCAGUUUUGCGGUGCCAGGGAGCCGACCAGAGCCCAGCCCUGGCCCAGACCCAGAUGGGACCAUGAACUCCAGGCACACCUUCAGCCAGACCCCCUCAGGCUCCCGCCAUGGCCCAAGAGGUGGCUGGGGCAGGCCAGAGAGCUUCCACCAGGCUCCUAGCAUCCAUGGUGGUGCAGGAGGUGUCCGCAUCUCCCUUUCCUUCUCCUCACCAAGAUGCCCGCCCCUUCGAGGGUGCUGGGAGUCUGGAAGAGGUGGUUCCCUCCUAGGUGGAAAUGGGAAGGAAAUGAUGCAGAACCUCAACAGCCGCCUGGCCUCCUACCUGGACAAGGUGCGCGCCCUGGAGGAGGCCAACACGAAACUCGAAAGUUGCAUCUUCAAGUGGCAUCAGCAGAGAGAUCCGGGCAGUAAGCAAGAUUACUCCCAAUAUGAGGACAACAUCAGCCGCCUGCAGGAGCAGAUAGCAGAUGGCAAGAUGACGAAUGCUCAGAUCAUCCUGCUCAUUGACAACGCCAGGAUGGCGGUGGACAACUUCAGUCUUAAGUAUGAAAAUGAACACUCCUUCAAGAAAGACUUGGAAACUGAAGUUGAGGGUCUCCGGAAGGCCUUGGAUGACCUGACCAUCGUCACAACAGACUUGGAACAGGAGGUGGAGGGGAUGAGGAAAGAGCUCAUCCUUAUGAAGAAGCGUCAUGAGCAGGAAAUGGAGGAACAUCAUGUGCCAAAUGACUUCAAGGUCCAUGUGAAGGUGGAUACAACCCCGGGAGAAGAUCUGAUUAAGGUCCUGGAGGAUAUGAGGCAGGAAUACGAGCUUAUAAUAAAGAAGAAGCAUCAAGACUUGGACACUUGGUAUAAAGAGCAGUCGGCAGCCAUGGCCCAGGAGGUGGCCAAUCCGACAGCCGUGCAGAGCAGCCAAAGUGACAUCCACGAGCUGAAGCGCACUUUCCAGGCCCUGGAGAUUGACCUGCAGGCGCAGUGCAACAGGAAAUCUGCUUUGGAAAGCAUGUUACUGGAGACCCAGUCUCGGUACUCCUGCCAACUCCAGGACAUGCAACAGAUCAUCUCCCACCACGAGGAGGAGCUGAUGCAGCUACGCCAUGACCUGGAGUGCCAGAGCAACGGAUACAAGGUCCUCCUGGGCAUCAAAACCCACCUAGAGAAAGAAAUCGCCACCUACCGCCAGCUCCUGGAGGGAGAAAAUGAGGGGACAAUGGACUCUAAGGACUCUAAGUUGAGUGCGAAAGCAUCUGCAGCUCCAAAGAUCAAGGCCAUCACCCAGGAGAGCGUCAAUGGAAGAAUAAUUCUUUCUCAAGUGAAUGAGAUCUAAAAGUACGCAUGAGGUCUAUAAAAGUUGCCUGCUGCAAAAACGAUUCCCCCCCAAUGGAACGCCCUUGCCCACACACAAACGGGUGAAUUCUAAGAGGUGUCCGUGGAGUUAUGAAACUCAGAAGCUUUUUUUUCUCUGUUACAAUCUCACCAGAUGUUCCAUAACGAUCUUAUGCACUUUUUCAAAGUGUGAGUUCAUGAGCUUAAUGCUCCACAUUCGCACUACAGUCAUCAGGCUCCCACCGUUGUGCAUCUGUUUCGUGGCCAAUAAAACUCCACACCAGCGGCAUCAUGUCUUUCUUUACAUUGUAAGGUGAGACGAGGCCUCAAGGUCUCAUCGUAAUCACGGAGUCUCAGAGCACUGCCCAUGAAACAGCCAGAGGGGCCGGAAUGCUUUGAAGAUGUUCCCAGCGACCCAGCACUGGGCGGAACUGUCACCUGCAGACAUGCAACCUAGGGACGGGAUGUGGCUCCUAAGGCUCUCUAGACUUCUGCCAGCAGGAAAGGGGGGUGGGGACAGAGAAUGGAACGCCCAGAAAGGCCUCAUUGAGAAUGUGAGGCAACCAAAAGCUAUUCUAUCUCACAGAUGCAUACAUACAUACAUAUAUACACACAUAACCUUAAAGGCCUGAAAGAGAAUUAAAGCACAGAGAGCUGUAUUCAAUGGCUUGUAGUAACCUGUAGUGAAAAAGAAUAUGUACAUACAUAUGUAUGACUGAAUCACUAUGCUGUACACCAGAAGCUAA